Neurospora crassa OR74A is the source of this 2330-nucleotide messenger RNA. RefSeq names its product COP9 signalosome complex subunit 6 (gene csn-6). The record is from RefSeq and is a predicted model, not a curated record. NCBI's taxonomy places the organism in Eukaryota, Fungi, Ascomycota, Sordariomycetes, Sordariales, Sordariaceae. Bases 302 to 1795 code for a protein of 497 amino acids. Gene Ontology annotation, cellular component: COP9 signalosome. The transcript has 2 exons. Gene Ontology annotation, biological process: protein deneddylation. Gene Ontology annotation, molecular function: metallopeptidase activity; protein binding.
CACUCGACAGCGAUGACACUGGAACUGACCUACACCUCUACCGGGAUGUUUCUACAACAAAACAACAUCUUCUGAAGAACACACCUCAUUGACGAGCAUCCCGAUAGCGAGCGAGAACAACGGCGACUUUCACCGACGCUUAUACAAUUUCCAGUCCAGGUUGACGACAGCCAUUUAACAAACAGCCGAUCUCUUUCUCAUUUACCCCGCCGUCAACCAUCCAUCAACUCGGCCAUCACCUACCACCACAAACAACACAACCGGGCGUCGCAAACGAGUUCACAACCAAAAGACCGAAACCAUGGCCGCCGCUACGGUCAACCCGUUGAUGUCGACCCUAAAGUCAGACAGCAGUCUACAAGUAGCUCUACACCCGCUGCCCAUCCUUGAGAUUUCCGACUACAUCACACGCAGCUACCUACGCGGCUACAAGGGCGCUAUCGUAGGUGCCCUCAUCGGCCAGCAAAAUGGCCGCCAGAUCACCAUCGAGCACAGCUUCUCGGUCAAGACCGAACACACUGGACAGAACUACAAGGUUGAUUCGGAGUGGUUUACGGCUCGCCUGGACCAAAUGAAAGCCGUCCACAAGGAUCGUGCCCUCGACUUUGUCGGAUGGUACACCUUAGUGCCCAAGAGUGGUCCUACCGACGCCCAUCUCCCAAUACACAGCUACUUUUACUCACAAAACGAGUCCGCCGUGCUUCUGGGCUUUCACAUCCACGAAAUCCUGAACCCCGUGGCCGGCGAUCCCCUACCUUUGACGAUAUACGAGAGCAACCUGGAGAUUGUCGAUGGCACCGAGGCCAGCACUGUGGAAGUGGAAGGCGAAGAUAGAGAGAUGAAGGAUGUCACAGCCGAGCCCUCAAGAUCCAUCAAGUUCCGGGAACUUCCCUACACCACAGAAACGGGUGAAGCCGAGAUGAUCGCCUUGGAAUUCGUGCGGGAAGGUGGCAGUGCGAACGUUACCACUACCGCAACCAACAUAACAGCCACCGAGGACGAGGGCUCCGACAAGCCUCUCAUGAAGAAAGUUGUCGACACAAACAAGGGCAGCAAACGACGCGCCGUGAGCUCAGAUGAUGCUGCGGCAGAAGCACCCACAACAAGUAGCGCCGCCAAAGGAACCGCAACAGAUAAAAACAGAGACGCCAACCUCACCAAGGCCGAACUAGAUUACAUGUCGGCUCUCCAAGCCAAGUACAAUGCCGUGCAGAUGAUGAAGAAGCGACUCGACACCGUCAUCUCCUACCUCCAACGCCUACCCCCCGAUUACCUUUCCAGCGGAGACGCCUCCUCCCAACAACAGCAGCAGCAGCAGCAGCAGCAGCAAACAGAGGGCUUAGACCAGCCCCAGUACACGGUUCCCUCGAACAAAAUUCUUCGCCAGAUCCAAGCGCUGGUGACCAACGUCCAGCUAGUCAUGUCCAACUCGACUUCAGGGCAAGGACAAGGACAAGGAGAGAGGGACACGGAUCUCGGCGCGUUAGAAAAGGAGCUGCUCAAGGAAACCAACGACGUCAAGCUCGUCGAGCUGAUUGCCGACCUGAUGAGCAGCGUCAAAGACAUGAAGGAAGUGGGCAAGAAGUUCCACGUGGUCGAGACAGCCAAGAAUAGCAAGCGGCGCGAACAGGCUUCACACGGCGGCGGAGAACGAUUCAAUCCCCACCACCCAUACCCGGGCGGCGGCGGCGGCAGCAGCAUGAUGAGAGAGCACGCCGGCUUGGUUGGCGAGGGUUCUGCUUCUGGUUCUGGUGGUUCAGGUCCUGCUGGUGAUUUGGCUAGGUUCGAUCACUAGGGGUUUUCGCGCUAGGAUGCUGUUCAAUACGAAAGACUUUGAACUUAUCAAAUGAUCGUUGGCUUUGCCAGCCACUGGAAUUUGCCGUUUCAGUUGCUACGUUUGAUACUGUAGCCAGGGAUGUUUCAAUGUGCCGGAGUUCGAAAGCUACAGUACAUCAUGACCUGCCCUACGAUGCCUUGAAAACAAAAUCAUGGGCGUCAUUACUAUGGUAGUCUAGCUGGGAUGCGCUUGCAAGCAGGAGGGAGCGAGUUCACGAUCCAUUUUUAUUUUUUCGACCUGGACCUGGUGUGGAUAACCCUUCAGGUAGAUGCUGCCGGAUGGGGUAUUUUUUAUGAUGAUGCAUGACGACGACGAUGACAGAACAAAACAAAUACAAUAGAUGAGCAGGGGCUGUGUACUAGGGAAAGAGGCUGGCGACGAACGAUCGGCUCAGAUCAAAGCAGCAAUUAGCACUUCGUUGAGAAACUCGGAUAAUCGAAAGUACAUGCAUAACCAUAACCAUAACCAUACUAUAACCAUACCAUAACUAUAC